AUGAUCACCACCCUAAUUACCCACGUUGUAAACCCACUAGCAUACAUCGUACCCGUUCUGUUAGCAGUUGCUUUCCUCACUCUACUCGAACGAAAGGUCCUUGGGUAUAUACAACUCCGAAAAGGGCCCAACAUCGUCGGCCCCUACGGACUACUACAACCCAUCGCGGACGGCCUAAAACUAUUUAUCAAAGAACCAGUUCGACCUUCUACCUCUUCACCUUUUCUAUUUCUCGCCACACCCAUACUUGCCCUUACACUUGCACUCACUCUAUGGGCCCCCAUGCCUAUCCCUUACCCUGUCACAGAUCUUAACCUAGGAGUACUAUUUGUACUCGCACUAUCCAGCCUAGCAGUAUAUUCUAUCCUAGGAUCAGGAUGGGCAUCAAACUCCAAAUACGCUUUAAUCGGAGCCCUCCGGGCAGUUGCACAAACCAUUUCCUACGAAGUUAGCCUAGGCUUAAUUUUACUUAGCGUGAUUAUCAUCACGGGUGGGUUCACUCUUCAAACCUUCAACGUAGCCCAAGAAAGCAUCUGACUACUCGUACCAGCCUGACCUCUUGCCGCCAUAUGGUACAUUUCUACCCUAGCUGAGACUAACCGUGCACCCUUUGACCUCACAGAAGGAGAAUCAGAAUUAGUCUCAGGGUUCAAUGUAGAAUACGCGGGGGGGCCCUUCGCCCUGUUUUUCCUGGCCGAAUAUGCUAAUAUCCUUCUAAUAAAUACACUCUCAGCCGUCCUAUUUCUAGGAGCAUCCCACAUCCCCGCCUUCCCCGAACUAACUGCCCUUAACCUAAUAACGAAAGCUGCCCUCCUCUCCGUUGUAUUUUUAUGGGUGCGGGCUUCCUACCCGCGGUUUCGAUACGAUCAACUUAUACACUUAGUUUGAAAAAGCUUCCUACCCCUAACUCUGGCCCUUGUACUGUGACAUCUCGCACUCCCCGUAGCGCUAGCAGGCCUCCCUCCUCAGCUUUAG
Messenger RNA from Oncorhynchus nerka (sockeye salmon), 975 nucleotides. NCBI's taxonomy places the organism in Eukaryota, Metazoa, Chordata, Actinopteri, Salmoniformes, Salmonidae. The record is from the annotation of a RefSeq genome assembly.